AUGAAGAGGUUGGCGGCGGUGUGCCUUGUAACGGUGUGCUACUCGGCGGACGGCGACUUCGAUUACGAGGAGGAAGAGUCAGCAGCGGCAGCGCCCGCGCCGCCACCCGCCAAAGCCAACCACCCCAAGAGCGCCGGCAAACUCGGCGCUCUCCUUUCGCCGAGAAACCGUGGCGCGGGCUCGCUCGCGCCCAGGAAGUCGCCCGUCGCCGCAGCGGCAGCAGCCAGUCCAAAGACAACUACGACUACCGAGGCAACGGCAGAGUUAACCGAAGAAGACUACGAAGAAGGAGCCGAGGGAGAAGAGAAACAUGAAAUCGUCACUACAACCACUGAGGCGCCUAAAAAGAAAGGCCGUGGAGGUGGUGUCAGGCCUUUCAGGUCGAACGAGGAUUUGUUAGCGGCACUCAAGAGGCGUCGAGCACAAGGCCUGUCAAGCAUCACUAAAGAACCCUCGUCAACUCAAGUUCCUACAGAAGCAGGGCCGUCAAAAUCUAAAUCGCAGUCCAGCUCACGAGCAAAAACUAACGAGGUGUCGAAAAGCGCAGGCCGCGCUUCGCCAAGAUUUGGCGGAUCGCGCAGCAAAGCGGCAGUUCAAGAAGAAGCCGAAGAGACGAAAACCGAAGACGUGAAGGCGAAGCCAUACCGAGCACGGGGUUAAGCGUAAUGCCGUCAAUGCACUGUCGAUUUUAAUGCACAAAGGAUAUCAAGCACUCCUGCAUAAGAAACAACGUUGCCGAAGAUUUUCUUGUGCAAGAGCGAAAUAUUAAUUCUACCCCCAUUCAAGCUUGUUGCUUCGUCCUCUUCAACGAAUAUUUCAUAUGUAAGGAGCUUGCAUUUCAUUGUUUAAUGCAUUUUCAAUUUAGUUGCUGGAUGAAAAGACAACUUGCAGAGGCUUUUACUUGAUUAAUACUUUUUUAACAAGCGAACAAGUUGAUUCUGUGCCUACAAGUAUUUUGUAAUCGUUUAAAUGAU
Molecule: messenger RNA, 974 nt
Organism: Phymastichus coffea
Lineage: Eukaryota; Metazoa; Arthropoda; Insecta; Hymenoptera; Eulophidae
Exons: 5
Coding region: 1-660 (219 amino acids)
Source: RefSeq, a predicted model, not a curated record